Fusarium venenatum is the source of this 702-nucleotide messenger RNA. RefSeq lists its product as uncharacterized. The record is from RefSeq and is a predicted model, not a curated record. NCBI's taxonomy places the organism in Eukaryota, Fungi, Ascomycota, Sordariomycetes, Hypocreales, Nectriaceae.
AUGUCUCAAGAAGGCAAAAGCCAACCUCGAUGGAUCCUUCGCCGAAGUCGACAGGCGGCUUCUCAAUUAAGCGCAGGAGAUGACGACUACGGUGGUAACAUCAACGUUUACGAUACUUCUAAAAUAUUCUUUCGGCCUAUCAUUGCCUACCACUUCUACCAGCGAAGCACAUUUGAAAAGGUCCCGGAUAGAGUUCUUGUAAAGCGUGUUCAGAUCUUUUUGGCGUCGCUGGGCAUUCCGAUGCCGUAUACUGAUGUCGCACAAAUGCUGCAGUACGCCGCUGACGAAUCUAAACUAAUAUUCUUAUUGGUGCCUCUCAAUAAGGCGGUCGAGACAUAUCUUCGUGACUAUGUGCAGAAGAUCAGGCAAAGUGAAGCUGUUGCCAAGGAUUAUGGUGACGGCUUGAGUACCGACACUUGUAUUCUUUUUAACAAUCUACAAAAGAACAAAGUCAACGGUGGUCCCGUAGACCGUUCAAAGCUGGAGGAGAUAUUCAAGGAGGUAUUCAAGGAGAUCAACAAGGAACGUGAGACAGCAGGAUCCAACCCUUGGGAGAAGUCUAGACUAGAGACUAUGGAGAGUGUUUUCAACAAUGACGAAAACAUGGAGCUGUUCAUGAAAAGAUGCUCAGAGCCAUUGGUUAGGAACUCGACGCGUGACAAUUACGUAGCGACAGCGCUGGAAUUGCUCAUCGACAACUAA